Molecule: messenger RNA, 1947 nt
Organism: Trypanosoma theileri
Lineage: Eukaryota; Euglenozoa; Kinetoplastea; Trypanosomatida; Trypanosomatidae
Product: putative RNA editing complex protein MP67
Exons: 1
Coding region: 1-1947 (648 amino acids)
Biological process (GO): RNA processing
Molecular function (GO): ribonuclease III activity
Source: RefSeq, a predicted model, not a curated record
AUGAUAUCUAGAGGUUUAACUACACGUGGUACAGUUGCUUUUGCUACUACUAGUAGUAGUAGUAGUAGUAUUAGUGGUUGUGUGAACUCUCUCUAUUCAUCAGGAUCAGUGAAUAAAAAGAAAAUUACAUGUAGCCACGCAGAUCUUCUUGCAUGGGGAUUGUCAUCUCCUGAACUUGAUGCUGGUGUCUCCAAGUCUGAGAUGAAUCGAAUGAAAACACGUUUCUACAAUGCCGGACAACGACGUUGCACGUUGUGUAAUGAAUAUCUUGAGGCCUCUUUCUCUGCUCACUGUGGAUACGUGGGACACAUGGCCCGUGUGGGAAUUCUCGAACGGGCUGUAUCGAUACUUCAAAAAGAAAUAGCCGACCUUAAUACAAAUACAGUGAAUUCUCUACUAACAAUGAAAUCAACAAGUGUGGCACAGAAAGUACAGAAUCUUGUAGAUACUUGGUGGAAACGACUGAAUGAAACAGAACAAGGUGCAGUUCUUGAUUAUAAACGUAUCGCCCCACUUAGUGCACCAACCGCUAAAAAAAGACUUUGGCGUGUACGUUUCCUCUUGGAGUUUUUAAGAGAUCGAGAAGUAAUACGUGAUAGUUUAAGUACUUCAAAAUCUGUGGUUCCAGGUGAUGGAUCUUUUGUUCGUACAAAACGAUUUGAACGUAGUGAGAUGAUUGGAGAUAAUAUUGUAAAAGUUGUUGUUCCAGAUCGACUAACGCGUUUAUUUCCAGCAAAUGAAGGUGGGGUAACGUAUAAACUUGGAUAUAUUCAGCAAUUGCUGGAUAGUAAUGAGGGACUCUUACAGAUAUAUGACUAUAUUGAUCUUGAUACCAUUAUUGGUGUAAAACUACCUAAUAAUAAAACCAAAUCUGAUGUAGUGGAAUCUCUUUUUGGUGAAUUACAAACUUUUUUAUGGGCUAGUGAAAUUGCGUGUGGAAUUUCACAAUAUCCUGCGAUUCCUAAUUCCGAACACCGUUACGUUAAGGCUCUUGUGGAACAUCUCAUGAAUGAACUCACUCACAUGGUCAUUAUGUGGCGUAUUGAAACAACACUGGAGAAUGCUAAAGAUUUUCUAGAAGAAAAACUGCAACGGAAACUACAUCACCAGCAGAGUACUAAAAGAAGUGAAAGUGGCGCUAUAAUUAUUAAGGAAAGUGAAUGUGAUCGUCAUCGUUAUGCUCUACUGCCGCUUUUACUCCCGUUUUCAUACUUGACUACUACCAUAGCAGGAUCAGGAGGCACCAAAGCUACAGGGGCAUCAGAGCAACAUUUUAGUAGACAUAUACCCCUUCCAUUGCAAAUAACUCAUCACAUACAAAAAAAAGGAACUCCUUUGAUGUUAUUUGACAAACCUCUUUCUAGACCUUCGGUGAUGGUACAACAUUACAGAGGCCGGAUGCGGGUUGUACAAUGCGAAAAGAUUUAUAAUCGAGAAGUACUACAGGCGUUAUCUAAUCAACACAAGUCUUUACAAAUGAGUGCUGUCGUGAUGACAUCAUCAUUAUCUAAUAACAAAAAAAGUAGUCCCAGUAAUGGAAUGCCAGUACGAGAGGUAAUGAAGCAUAAGAUGGAAGGGCAUCAACAACAACAACAACAGGGUAUUGGUGUCCCAUGGGGGGAAUUGGCUGCUGAGAAAUACCCAACAUGGUCUCAUGAUGUACGUAUAUCGUCUUUGCGUCAAUGUGUAGAUGACCAUCUGACGCGGCGAGGUGUUUACUUGGAAACUGUUAACUGGAAUGAUAAGAUUACUACUCUAGCACGAGAUAUGAUGAGUAGAUGCUCGAUUGAAAUGCCUGUACUGCAAAACGAACCAAUGAGGAGAACUGAGAAAACCUUAAGAACAAGAGACAUGAAAUGUACAGAAACUCCGAUGCAACCUGUUACUACAAAUCAGACGUUGGAAAGUGUGAUAUGUGAACCAUCUUUAAUGCACAAAAUGCACUAG